UAUCAUAAAAGUCACUUAGAUUAUCAACGAAAAAAGAUGUUGAAAGAGAAAUUUGCUAAACAGUUUGUUGUGAAAAAGUCUGGGACACUGGAUAAAACUUUAGAUGGUCAAUUUGGCUUGAUUCGGAAUGAAGAAGAUGUUAGAAUUCGAGAUAAGGGAUAUAACUUGCAUGCAUUUAACAUUCUUAUAUCCCAAAGAAUAGGGAAUCAUAGGGUUAUCCCCGAUACUAGGCACAAAUUAUGUCAGACUCAGAAGUACCCUGAAAAGCUGCCUAAAGCGUCUAUCAUUAUAUGUUUCUACAAUGAACACUUUGAAACUUUGUUGAGGUCAAUUCACUCCAUAUUAGAUCGGACUGACCAAAGAUAUCUGAAAGAAAUCAUUUUAGUUGACGAUUUUAGCGAUUUGGAUGGCUUACAUGACAAGGUACAAAGAGCUGUCAGUCAAUUAAACGGCAGAAUGAGAAAAGAAGAAGAGAUGUUGGAAACAAACAACAUAGAUGGUGAUAAUGCUGAUAAUUUAGUUGAUUACAUUAAUGAUGACAAUAAUAUUGAUAAGAAGACAACAGAAAAGAGUUACCUGUCUAAAGACGGUUUGAAUGUGAGAUUGUUGAGAACUAGUAAGAGAGAGGGUCUGAUUCGUGCGCGGCUGUAUGGAGCUGAUAAUAGUGUUGGCGAGGUCUUGGUAUUCCUAGACUCGCAUGUUGAAGUGAAUGUGGACUGGCUGCCGCCGUUGCUGCAGCGUUUGGCACAAGGUGUGGACGGCGUCAGAGUACGAUAUUCGCCGCGUGCUGUGAUGCCCGUCAUUGACGUCAUAAAUGCAGACACCUUCGACUACACUUCUAGUCCUCUAGUCCGAGGCGGCUUUAAUUGGGGUCUUCAUUUCAAAUGGGAUAACCUACCCAAAGGAACCCUCACUGAUGAUAGAGACUUUGUAGAGCCAAUAAAAUCACCGACAAUGGCUGGUGGACUUUUUGCUAUAUUUCGAGAAUAUUUCAAUUACGUCGGCAAAUAUGACGCAGGAAUGAAUGUAUGGGGUGGCGAAAACUUGGAAAUAUCGUUUAGAAUCUGGAUGUGUGGUGGAUCCUUGGAACUUAUUCCAUGCAGUCGCGUGGGGCACGUGUUUCGUAAACGGCGACCUUACGGCAUGGGGGAGCAGGAAGACUACAUGUUGAAUAAUUCUAUGCGAAUGGCCCACGUUUGGAUGGACGAAUAUGUGACAAAGGUCAUUGAUCAAAAUCCGUCGGCGGCUCACGUGAACUAUGGCGACAUAUCGGAGCGGCUAGCGUUACGGAAGAAGCUGCAGUGCAAGUCGUUUAAGUGGUAUCUGGAUCAUAUCUACCCUGAGCUAGAGACUGGCGAAAAUACGGCAGCCAAGAGGAGAAUUGUGGCUCUUAAUGAUCCCGAAAAGAACAAAUUCCAGCCAUGGCAUUCUAGAAAGAGAAACUAUGUGGAUUCGUACCAAAUUCGGUUGAAGAACAGCUCAUUGUGCCUCCAAAGCGCUAAGGACAUCAAGACCAAAGGCAGUUGGUUGAUAUUAGCUAGCUGCAUAAGGACACUAAAUCAGAUGUGGUUCGAGACAGAUCGUCACGAACUGGUGCUGGGUCGUACGCUUUGUCUAGAUGCGUCUAACAACGUGGCACCUACAUUGGGCAAAUGUCAUGAACUUGGCGGAUCGCAGGAAUGGAAACACAAGGGUUCGGCGGGUAGUCCUAUCUACAACACGGCUGCAGGGAUGUGCUUGGGUGUCGAACGUGCCUACCGCGCAGAACAGCUGCUCCUGGUCAUCUGCGAUAGCCAACCUACUAACAAGUGGGACUUUGUCCGCUCUUAAUUGUCCAACGGAAACAGGGUAUCUAUUAAUUGAUCAAUUCUGCGUUGACAGAGUACACAAUAAUUAAUAAUAACUUCGAGUAAGUAAAGUAUAUAGCUUGGGCCUUUUCACAGCGAGAUAGAAUUGGUACUUUAUAGGCAAGUAUGCUCCAAGUUUGACCAUACCGUCACUUUCCAUCGGACUGGUAAUAAGGAAUCGGACAACUUUUCUGAAAAUAUUUAAAAUUAACAUAUACGGGGAUAUCAUGCAUAUACAGCUCUUACAGUUAUUUGUUAAAUUUUAUCAACUUCGCAAGACUUUAUUAAUAAGAUCAUAAACAACAACUUUUGUUCCAUGUUUUUUUCAAAACAUAAUAAAACCAAAAACAAAGUUUUAAUUUUUUGUUGUACUAUCUAGAUCUGUAUUUGGUAAUAAGGUUGUAAGUUCAAAUAUGCAACCGUCCUCCCUGACGACCCCAUCAUCGCUACUGUGUUUUGCUUCGUACCGUUGACAGAGUUAUGAGUUUAUGACUGUUUAGAGCGAUAUAUUUAAAUAUUUUAAUUUUUUGUACGAAUGUCAAAUCUGACGAAUUAUUAACUCGAGGACCAAAAGCUGUUGCUUAUGAUGUUAGUUACACAGGCAUGUUAGGUUGUUACGAUUUUACAUAUAACCCUGUACUUAUACAGAUAGGAAAAAUAUUAUUUCAUUGAAAUAAAACUUCAAGUUCUCAGAACUUCGUUUGAGAAUUGAACUUAGAACGAGUGACGUCAUUGGUAGGUAAACAUGCUAUAACUCGUCAGUUGCAAGAAUUUUACGCGUUGAUUGACUACUACUGUCCUUAAUGCAAAAUUUGUAGUUUUAAAAAGUGUUUAAGCGGAGAAAAAGCACAAGAUAAUACUAUAAUACUCUACCAGUGAAUACGGUGAUGUUUCUUUGUUUACCUACAUAUGUCAUGUGGUGUGUUUCGUGUUUGCAUUUUUACAGAUUUUUUUCUUGAUUUAAAACUACAAAUCAUUUCACAAAAAUGUUCAGUGUCAAAAUAUUCAUCAUCAUUCUUCCCAACUACAUUUUAGAUGUUUUCUAAUUAUUUUCUGAUUAUUUAUUGUCAAAUGCUUGCCUAAAUCUCCUUAAACAAACAUUCUUACAUUGCCACGUUUUUAUAAAUAUAUUGUCAAUUUUGUUAGUUAUUUUAUAAUUCAGGAGUCUUAUUCUGUCGUGUAUGUUGUAUGUCUUUCAAUUACUUAAAUGAACAGCAGUACCAUGUCUAAGGAAUUUUAGUUCACACCCACGCACGCACAUACCCAAACUGGUUUCAUAUAAAUGGUGACCCCCUCGAAAAUCGAGCAAAAAUAACGAGACAAUUAUCCGAGAAAUUACUUUGUGCACUCGAAUUUGUUUAUUUUUUAGGAGUCUGCGAACUGCCACAGACUUACUGAGGACCGGGCAUUACAAUUGCUGGCAUGGCGAACUGAGUCUUAUGUGGGUUUGUACCGCUUCAGGACGCCCACGACGCGGUCGCAGUCGCAUAUGAAGGCUUCUCUUUUAUAUUUCGCCUUAUAUAAGUGUACCAUUGCGAAGCUGUUUAUUGGAAACCAUAUGUGUAUGUGUACAAGGUGUCGUAAGGAAUCUCUUAAUGUUUAACUCGAGCUGUAAUUGACAUUUCUAGCUUAGAUCACUGCUUUUGAUCUAAACUUAAUGAUUUUUAAAAUCAAUAAUAGCUUUAUAAGCGGCUUUUGAUAAGUGAAUUUACAUGUUUUUACAAUUCAAGAUUUUUAAAAAUUUCCUAGUUUUGGCUGUUAACUCGAAUGAACGAAAUCUCGUUAUAUACAACAGGAUUAACUCUUCUCCACUAUAAGCUAUUCAUUAUCGUUUACAAAGUGCCGCACAGGUGCCUCAGUUCAAAUGAAAAAGAUUGAUCGAUGUAGACAUUUUUAUACACUAUUUAUUAUUGUUGAUUUAAAGCGAAUAGCGAAUAGUAGAUUAGGAUAUACGUUAUAGCUUUUUGAAAUAUUAUUGAAUUUUUCUUGUUAACUUUUAUAGGGCAGCUAUAAAUUGUAGGAAUAGAUCAUGCAGUAUUAUUUAUUUAAUUUGAAAAAGUUGUUUUAUGAAUCUCGGAAACAUUUGAAUAAUUUUGUUACUUUUGUGUUUACUAAAUAUUACUGACGCUGGCGCACGAUCGAAUCUUGAGUUGUAUUGUGGUGUUGUAGGAUACCGUAGAUAACCUAUAUUUACCGAAGCGAAGACUACAUAAAAUUCAUGGUUAGGUUCGAAAGUGACUUUGGACCUUCAAAUGGUGUGUAUUGACUACUAAUGUUCGUUGUAAAUAAAAGAAAUUAGUUCUUUGAAUUUCCCCGUGGCGAUGGUCCACGACUCAUUUGUCAGUUAUACGUCGGCUAAAUUCGAAAACCUCGUAACCUCCAUUAAUGUCAAAUUUUGAGUAGGCUCAAAAACAGAAUUACUAGAAAUCGUAGAGGAAGAAUUGGGUAGAGGGGCUCUGUAAAUAAUAAAAACCGUAUAAGCGAGAUAGAUUUAUGCACAGAUAUAUCAGAGUAAACGAGAAAACAAUAUUAUUUUUUGUCCCUUUCUACGUAUGCGGUUUUGGUUGUAUGACUCAACACUCGUUAAGUCCAGCAAAUCCUUCCAAGUGUUUGAUGUGCAUAAUUUUAUGUGUUUGUAAUAUGUGUUUUACAAAGUUACUAACCGUUCCUUUGUAGUAAUUGACAAUAAUUGCAUCUCAUAGUAACGGUGCAUUAUUAUAUUUUAGGCUGUAAAAGCCGUACGGGACGAAAAAUUCCCAAUAUAACCUUUCACACGUAAGUUUUAAUUUUUUAUUACUAUCAUUGAAUUUUCUUGUAUGAAUUACUAGUGAAAUACUCUUACAAGCCUGGAAUAUUACAAUUUCAUGUAUUUUAUAUGAUGUUUGAAGUGUUUUUCUUAAUUGAAAGAUUUUUGUUUGCAUCGUAUAAACCUCUUAAAAUAAGGAGAAUAUCUUAUGUCAAAUAUGUCCAUCUCGCUUCUACCAGCAGUAGUUACGAUAAGCGAGAAAGAGAGAUCAAAUAAAUAGCGUAUAAAUUAAAUUAGACAGGCUUAAGCUGAUUUUAGGGAUACCGUGCUUUUGCCACUAUCUUUUCCCCAAUUUAUGGGUUACUUUACAAUACUUUUUCAGUUCGAAAUAGGUAUACUAAGUUAAUACUGUUCAAGGGCCAAUAAAAAAGUAAUGAUUUGUCAGAAUUGUUUUAUUUGGUUAUUAAAACUCAACCAAGCUAAAUGUGGUCUGGCGAAUUCUCCUUCCUUAGACUCGGCAAAUUUCAUCAUUAUCAUGAACCCAUUUAUACGUCCCACUGCUGGGCACGGGUCUCCUCUCAGGCGAGUGCUUAGGCGACAGUCCACCACACUGGCCCAAUGAGGGUUGGGGACU
Messenger RNA from Hyposmocoma kahamanoa, 5227 nucleotides. Its product is annotated as polypeptide N-acetylgalactosaminyltransferase 35A-like. Gene Ontology annotation, cellular component: Golgi apparatus. The coding region runs from base 37 to 1830 and encodes 597 amino acids. The record is from RefSeq and is a predicted model, not a curated record. Gene Ontology annotation, biological process: regulation of Notch signaling pathway. NCBI's taxonomy places the organism in Eukaryota, Metazoa, Arthropoda, Insecta, Lepidoptera, Cosmopterigidae. Gene Ontology annotation, molecular function: Notch binding. The transcript is spliced from 10 exons.